Acyrthosiphon pisum (pea aphid) is the source of this 2585-nucleotide messenger RNA. RefSeq names its product glucose dehydrogenase [FAD, quinone]. The record is from RefSeq and is a predicted model, not a curated record. Gene Ontology annotation, molecular function: oxidoreductase activity, acting on CH-OH group of donors; flavin adenine dinucleotide binding. Bases 403 to 2271 code for a protein of 622 amino acids. The transcript has 5 exons. NCBI's taxonomy places the organism in Eukaryota, Metazoa, Arthropoda, Insecta, Hemiptera, Aphididae.
CGAUUUCUAUGGUUUAUAGAGAAACAUAUGAGCAAAAUCGAGAAAACCUUGCUUACAAACAAACUAGUUUAUUAUCAGGCGACCUUCAUGCGUAAAUUCCUAAUAUUUUAUAAUUAGCAAAAUAAUCAUAAUAAACACAAACGUAGGAAAAUGUAUGAGUUGACCGCGUCUCAGUAGUAAUUCAGAUGUAGCCCAACUCUGUUUAAAAAAAAAAUUUUACACGUGAUGUGAUUUUAGUUAUUCCUGAGUGAUCCUUAAAGUAUUGUUCUAAAAUAUAUACAUUAUUGAUGAAUAAACUAAUAUGAGUACCAAAUCUCUUGUAAUAAUACGAUAAAUAAUACAAAUUAUAGUGGUGCAUACAAUUUUUUUAAGAUAAAUAAAAGGAAGCGUAGCAUUUUCAAAAUGAUAUCACAAUCAAUUCAUCUGCGAAUUUCGUUGUAUUUGUUUAUAUUUUAUGGGUCUAAAACAACAAGCACUGCUGGAUUUCCGCCAUUAUUCGAAUCCGGGUUGAUGUACAUUGCUGAAUCUUUGGAAUGGGAAUCACACGAAACCGUCAAUCAGGCAAAAGUUUUCCCGGAAUACGAUUUCAUUGUCGUCGGUGCCGGAAGUGCCGGAUCGGUAGUGGCGAGCCGAUUGUCCGAAGUAAAACAAUGGCAGGUGCUGUUGAUCGAAGCCGGGCAACACGCCUCACACUUCAUGGACGUGCCUUUGGCUGCUCCGUUUUUGCAAUUUUCCUCGAUCAAUUGGAAAUACAGAACAGUUCCGAUGAACAACUCGUGUCUAGGAAUGGAAGGCAAUCGGUGCAAAUUUCCUAGGGGCAAAGUCAUGGGUGGCAGUAGCGUAUUGAAUUACAUGAUAUAUACACGUGGUAACAUAAAGGAUUACGACAAUUGGGCGGAUAUGGGAAAUACGGGUUGGGAUUAUAACAGCGUUCUGAAAUAUUUCAUCAAAUCGGAAAACGCCAACUUGUCUCAGGCUGACCCGGGUUAUCACGGAAAAAACGGAUUGUUGUCGGUGUCCGAUGUCCCAUACAGGACACCAAUAGCAAAAGCUUUUGUAGAAGCCGGGUCACAAAUCGGACUUCCUGUUGUAGACGUCAACGGGGAGAAACAAGUCGGGAUCAAUUAUAUACAGGCUACCAUGAAGAACGGUCGCCGUUGGAGUACAAACACGGCGUUUCUGUUCCCUGCGAAAAAAAGACCGAACCUUCACGUGAAAAAGCAGAGCAUGGUAACGCGGAUACUGAUAGACGAAUUGUCAAACAAGGCGAUUGGAGUGGAGUUUGUAUCGAAUCGAAAGAAACAUAGGGUGUUUGUGCGGAAGGAAGUGAUCGUUUCCGGGGGGGCCAUAAACACACCGCAGCUGCUCAUGCUGUCCGGAAUCGGGCCCAAGCAACACUUGGCAGACAUCCGGAUCCCGUUGGUGAAAGACUUGCCAGUCGGUGAGAACCUCAUGGACCACGUGUCACUCGGCAGUCUGGUCGUAUCGAUAAACGAAUCCAUUUCGAUUACUCUGAAAAAUUCUCUGGAAGAUCCGUACGCCAUGAACGAUUACUUACGGUACGGCAGUGGCCUUGACACGGUGCCGGGAGGCGCCGAGGCCCUGGCGUUUGUGGACGUGGAUAAGCCCGGGUCCGGAGACGGACAUCCCAAUCUUGAGUUGCUGUUGAUAUCAGGAACGUACUCGGCCGAUAAGAUGAUGCCCAAGCUGUGUGGCAUGAGGGCCGACCUGUACGACGCAGUGUACCGGGCCACCGAGGGUAUGGAUGGGUUCACGGUGUUCCCGAUGGUGAUGCGUCCCAAGAGCCGCGGCCGCGUGUGGCUGAGAGACGCUGACCCGUCCCACCACCCACUGAUCGACCCCAACUAUUUCGCCGACGAGGCCGACCUGGACGUGAUCGUGGCCGGAGUCCGGCUCGUCCAGCAGAUGCUGCGCACGGGCCCGAUGAGGUCACUCAACGCCACAGUCCUGGAAACGCCGCUUCCGGGUUGCGUGCAACACGUGUUCGACACAGACGCUUACUGGAAGUGUGCCGCCAGACAGAUAUCGUUCACGAUCUAUCACUUGUCCGGCACGUGCAAGAUGGGACCGGCUACAGAUCCGACGUCCGUCGUCGAUCCGAGGUUGCGCGUGCACGGCAUCAGCGGCCUGAGAGUGGUGGACGCGUCGAUCAUGCCGGAAGUGCCAGCAGCUCACACCAACGCCCCGACGAUCAUGAUCGCGGAAAAAGCGUCCGACAUGAUUAAGGAGGACUGGGACGUACGGACGUAGUAGAUAAUUUCGAGCUGUAAUAAUAUUAUAAUCAGCAUUAAGGAUAUUGAUUUAAGCGACUGGCGCCAAUCGAAUUUUUUAUUGGAGGUAUACCAACAUUUAAGCCGUCCAAUUCUUAUAAUACACAAUAUAUAAUUCACGCAGGUCCGGUGAUUGCCUAUACAUUAUGUUUGUAUAACAGAGCAAAAUAAUAUGUUGUGCGUAUUAACCGAUAAAUUCGUGUUUUAAUAAUGACUGAUGUCCAAUGAUGUACAUACUAAUAAGCAACAAUUAUAAUUAUAUUAUUAUGUAAUACACGAUUUUAUUUCUAAUAA